AUCUGUGCAUGGAAUUUGGUCGUCGCUGGAAGUUAAACUUUAACUGCUAUUUUUAGUUAAAAAUUACAAGUGUGAAGUUCAAAUUGCAAUUUGUCGCUGUCACUUGACACAAGAAUCAUGUUCAUGUGCUGUGUGCAAUGUAUCAGUUCAACUAGGGAAGCAAUUCAAUAAUAAUGAAAGUUCCUAUUUGAUUCAAAGCCUAAAAUAAAAAUUAUACUCCAAAAUAAAUAAUUAAUAAACUUACAUCCACUGCAGCUGUGUGUGUGUGUGUGUGUGUGCGUGUGUUUAUGUUUAUGUUUAUAUGCAUACAUACAUACAUAUGUAAAUAAAUCAAAUUGCUGAAGUUUACUGUUUUUGCAAAAUGCAGACAUGCACACAUACACAUACACAAUGCAAUGCUUGCAUGUAUUAGCCAGUUGCCACAAAUACAUCAGUGAUUACUCGUUAAUUUAACAGGAUCCAAAAACUAUAAAGUGUGUCAUCGUCCUCUGCCUCGAGUGUGAAACGUACAACAAACGAAAUUUAGGAAUAGCAAUUACAAGCUAAAAUAACAAUGGCGCUGCCAAAAAAGAUUAAAUGUUUUAAAUAUUUAGUUUAUAGUUAUGUGUUCCUCUUGGCGCUAACGGGAGCAGCUCAAAUAUUUUUGGGCACAUCCCUGUUGUGGGGACAUUCGGUUUAUUAUGGCAUCGUACAGAACAAGUUGUGGGCACCAGCCGCCAUUCUCCUCUGUCUAGGACCUGUUACUUUCAUACUCUGCUGGAUGGGCUGUCAGGCAACCAAUCAGAGGAAGCGCUGCCUUCUCGGCAUGUUUGCAGCUCUUUUAGUGGCUUGUAUAUGUGUUCAAUUCAUUAUCUGUGGUUGGUCCUUGGCGAUGCGAGAGAAUCUUCCUACAUCCGUCGAGAUUUUCAUUGAUGAUUCGUUUGUAGAGUUCUUAGAUAAGUUUUCGCGCACCAAAGUUGACAACUUGCAUUUGUGGAAUCGCAUGCAAUCGCAGCUACAAUGCUGUGGUGUGGAUGGUCCACUUGACUAUCGACGCCUUUCGCUGCCCUGGUCCUGCUGCUCCCGCCCCGAGCACGCAUACGAAUCGGCCUGUGACACUCACUACAAGCGUGGCUGCUUGGCUGUUGUAUCGGAGCAAAUCAAGAGUCGACUGCUGAUCACCGCAUUUGGCGCUGCCAUUAUUGCCAUUCUGCAGAGCUUGGGCAUCUUCUGCGCAGUGCAUUUGACCAUUUUGUUUGGCAAGAACGACAACACCCAUCCCAUGAACAACAUGAACCGGAAAAAGAAGCAACAGCAAUUUUUGCCACUGACCAUUCAGGACAAGAGGCACGAUCUACCAUCACCCAUUAAUCUGUCGCCCUCGGCACCCGGUCAGCGUGUUUUAAAAACUGCUCUGCCUCCGGCAAUGCACAAAUGACAGACGAUUAGCUUUUAAUAUUUAAAACAAAAAUUUAUGAGAAACUCCAAAAGUUAUAAAAAUGUUGUAACCUGAGAUGGAAUGAAUAUAACUGUGACCCUCAAUGUUACGUUAUGGUAAUUUUCCAAAAAUUUACCGUUCGCAAAACAAGCAAAAAUGCAAAAAAAAAACAAAAUAUGAACAA
Messenger RNA from Drosophila sulfurigaster albostrigata, 1601 nucleotides. It is a transcript of the gene TM4SF, whose product is annotated as leukocyte surface antigen CD53. The record is from RefSeq and is a predicted model, not a curated record. Gene Ontology annotation, biological process: protein localization to plasma membrane; protein maturation. Lineage: Eukaryota; Metazoa; Arthropoda; Insecta; Diptera; Drosophilidae. Gene Ontology annotation, cellular component: membrane.